AUGGCACCCGCGAAGAAGGCUGCACCGCCUGACCCGCGGCAGCAGUCGCUCCUCACGCUCUUCUCAAAGCAGCCCAAGUCGAUCCCUCAGGCCUCGUCUGGCCCUCCUCCUCCUCCCAACCCGAACUCGUCGACCUCUACGCCGGCCGGCUCGCUUUCAACGUCUGCCAAGUCGAUCAAGGAGUCCGUCAAGUCUGCAGGCACGGCGAUCGCGUCGGCAGUCCAGAAGGGCAAGCAGGAGGUCGUCGCUGUCGCAAAGAAGGUCACCGACAAAGUCAAGCAAGACGUCGCUCCCCCUGCUCCGAAGCCCAUCUCCACCGAAGGAUGGAAGUCCAAGCCGUCCAUCGUCAAGGCUUUGGACGCGUGCAAGAGCGAGGCGGACCUCGUCGACUACUACGUCAAGAUUCACUCGUCCGACCCGAAUGCGCCUAAGUACACCAUUCCCGACGAGGACAUGGUGCUCAAGCCGCUCAAGGACUGCGGCGGUGUUUCCUUCGAGUCGAAGCUUCGCCAGCCAGACGACCUCUCCCCUUCGCGCGUCCCGUCCGACCCGUCCGACCGCCUCGCACUCUUCACCACAAUCUUCGAGAGUACGGCACAGGACGUCUCGGACCGGUCGAACCACCCCGAAUUCGACCAAGGACACCAGCGUGGCCUGCACCCACUCUUCGGACACCUUCCCUCGCGCCAAGUCCUGGUCAAGUCGUGCUACAGCAUGAUUGACUCGCUCGGAUCGACUGCUGCGCACGCCACUCGCGGCGUGUUGCUCUCGCUCCACUUCGGGGAGAUGCCCGCCAAGGUCGACGUCGAAAACCUCAUCGCCGUUCCGAAGCAAGGAAAGAACGGAGGCGCCUACGGCGCGAUGGGCACGUCCUUCAUUGAGAUCGGCCACGCGCUUGCGUCUUAUUGCGGCAUAUCGACGACGGCUGGCCAGGGCCAGCAAGGCGGACUCGCUUACAGGAUCUGGCAGGGGCACUUCGGAGGAAAGCGCCUCAAGGAGGACAAGUACUUCUACAGAAUCGCCUUCGACCCGACGCUGAAGGACAAGCACGACCCCAAGUUCAACGGCGACUGGAUUGCGUUCGUCAUCGGCGCGGCGACGCGCUCUCUCAACCUCCCCUCGCCCUUCAUCGUCCUCCUCACGAUCGCCUUCGAGGGCAUCGUCAUCAAGAUGUCCUUCUCGCCUUCCUUCGAACUCGGCAACGGCUCCGAGGGCGAGAUGCCGGCCAAGGUCAAGAACUGGGAGGCUGAGAACGAUCGUCUCGACGACUACAAGCAGGACAAGCGCGACGAGGCCGUUCACCCACUCAACCGCGCGUUUGGGUGCGAAGCAUCCGCUUACGGUCACGGGUCGGCGAGUCCGAACUACUCGGAGCAGGACAGGCUGCGUGCGGCUCAGAAGAACCUGCAGACCUGCGAAGAGAUCGGGUAUGACAAGGCGCACGGGCUGAAGGAGUUUGAGGCGGGGUUGACGAUGGAGGACAAGUCUGUGCUUACAACGGAGCGCAUGGCUAAGGCUGCCGAGAAAGACCCCAACACGAAGCUGGGUGGUGUCGUGCACGACCUGCUUGACGGAACCCGCAUCAUCCGGGCUACGGACAAAAAGGGGAAGAAGGUGCACCUGCGGAUCUAUAACCCGGCCAAUAUCGUCCUCGUCGACUCUCUCGGCUCCAAGAUCAAGAAGGGCGUCGCCUAUCGAAUCCAUGUCGGCUUCGACGACGAGAACGACCCGCACAACACUUGGGUCACGAAGCUGACACCUCUCAAGCCCCGCGACGGCCUCAACUCCGCGACGGCCGACAACCGCGAGGGACGCAACCUCACCAAGGAGCGCGAUAUGGCGGAGAGGGAAGCGGAGAGGAAGAAGACGGGCAAGGAGGCGGGGACGAGGAAGGAGGAUGGGUCCUACAUCUCGUCGCGCAAGUUCGCCAACGCGGACUACAUCGACGACGACGACGAGGACGCCAUCACGAUCCGCGCCGACGACAAGAAGACGCACAAAGCGUUUGACUCGACCGAGCCUCUCGUCGACCUCGUCAAGCUCAUCCAGGACCGUCUCGAGGACGAGAAGUCUUUUGACAACUCGUACAGCCGUAAGCGCGCCAACAAGCAGCGCGACAAGGCAAAGAAGCGCGCGGCAAAGCAGGCUACGAGUGCUGCUCGUGCUGCUGGCGGCGAGGACGAGAGCGAGUCGGAGAAGGAGUCGACCUCGCCGGAGGAUGAGGACGACUCGAGCGUCUCGGCCGCUUCUUCCGCCGCCCUCUCGAUGAACAAGCCGGUCAAGAUCAAGGACUACUCGUCCGCGCUCGCCUCGUCCUCGCCCAGCGCGCUUGGCUCGAUCCAGUCGGGCACCUCUCCCGCUUUCGUCGCUUCCUCGUCCGGCGCGUCGACGUCCAAGCUUGUCCAGGUCAACAAGGACUCGCUCAAGGUCGAACCCACCUCCCGCAAGACGCUUGCCUCAAUCCAAGCCGAGCCUGUCUCGUACAACGUCUCGCCCUCGACCUCCGGCACGACGUCGAACCCCCCUUCGACGGACUGGUCCACCUCGACGAACCCUUACGCAGUCUGGGCUCGUGAGAGGCAGGCCGCUCGCGACAAGCAGGUGUCGGCUCCCUCGACUACCUCGGCAGAGGCCAGCAGCUCGCGCAAGAUCGUCGAGAUCGACUCGGACGACGACGUCUCGAUGCGCUCGAGUCGCCCGCUCUCGCACGCCUCUGGCAUCUACGCAGAGCAGCCCUCGCAGGACGAGGAGGACAACGUCGAGCUCGAGGAGGACGCCCGCUCGACCGACUUCGAGGACGACAGGAUGUCCAUCUCGAGCCGCGACUCGCGCAUGAGCGGUCUCUCCUUCGCCUCGCGCCGCAGCACCAGCAGCAAGAUGUCGGGCGUCGAGAUGCUCGACAACAUCGCUUCGGGCAAGAAGAACGGGAAAAAGGGGAUGGGUUGGACUUCGGGGGGCUUCUACGACGACUAG
Messenger RNA from Rhodotorula toruloides NP11, 2973 nucleotides. RefSeq lists its product as uncharacterized. The record is from RefSeq and is a predicted model, not a curated record. The transcript is spliced from 9 exons. NCBI's taxonomy places the organism in Eukaryota, Fungi, Basidiomycota, Microbotryomycetes, Sporidiobolales, Sporidiobolaceae. Bases 1 to 2973 code for a protein of 990 amino acids.